AUGUUGGAGGUGGGAGUGGAGCCCAAUGUCGUCAGUUUCAGCGCUGGGAUCAGCGCGUGCGAGAAGGGCGAGCAGUGGCAGCGGGCUUUGGUGCUGCUCAGGGAGAUGUGGGAGGCGAAGCUGGAGCCCGACGCCAUCUCUUCUUCAAUUCAGCUACAGUGCUGGGAUCAGCGCGUGCGAGAAGGGCGAGCAGUGGCAGCAGGCUUUGGCGCUGCUCAGCAGGAUGCGGGGGGCGAAUCUGGAGCCCAACGUCAUCAGUUACAGCGCUGGGAUCAGCGCGUGCGAGAAAAGCGAGCACUAGCAGCUGGCUCUGGCGCUGCUGGGCGAGAUGUUGGAAGCCGGAGCCCGACGCCAUCAGCUACUUUGCCAGGGUCAACGCGUGCGAGAAGGGCGGCCAGUGGCAACAAGCUCUGA
Messenger RNA from Prorocentrum cordatum, 414 nucleotides. Lineage: Eukaryota; Dinophyceae; Prorocentrales; Prorocentraceae. The record is from the annotation of a GenBank genome assembly.